UUUUGUUUUUGUCGUUGUUGUUUUAAUCAAUUAUCAUUCAAGUGAAGACAAUGUCAUCAUCAUCAUCAACAUCAUCGGUAACACCGUUACAACCACAGAAAACCAUCACACAUGUUAUCUUUGAUAUGGAUGGUUUGAUUUUGGAUACGGAAACGUUGUAUGAAAAAGCCAUCAAUUCGGUAACGAAACGUUAUGGUCAUGAAUAUCCAUUUGAAGUGAAAAUGAAAACUAUGGGCCGUAUCGGUCCAGAAGGAUCACAAAUUAUUAUCGAUGAACUUAAAUUGCCAUUGACUGUUGAUGAAUAUUCUCGUUUGGUGGAUGAAGAAUAUCGAAAAGUUUUCACCGAAUUUGUUCCACUGAUGCCUGGCGCUGAACGAUUGAUUCGUCAUUUACACAACCAUGGAAUACCAAUAGCUGUAGCAACAAGUUCAAAAGCAUUUGCAUUCGAUUUGAAAACUAAACAUCAUCCGGAAUUAUUCCAGUUAUUUCAUCACAUAUUAAUUGCAUCGAAUGAUGCAGAAAUAGUACGUGGUAAACCAGAUCCACAAACAUUUCUAGUUUGUGCACGACGAUUUCAGCCACCAGUUUCGGAAUCACAAAUGUCAAAUGUUCUGGUAUUUGAAGAUUCAGUUGCCGGUAUUCAGGCUGCAAAUGCAGCCGGUAUGCAAUCUGUUUGGGUACCGGAUCCACGUAUGCCAAAAAAUUCUGUCCAAUCAUCGUUAGUAUUGAAAUCAUUACAAGAAUUUAAACCCGAACAAUUUGGUUUACCACCUUUUGUUGAAUGAAACCAAAAUCUUUGUCAAAAAAAAUUUAAUUAAUUUAAUUUAGAAUUUAAAAAAAAAAU
This is a messenger RNA of Dermatophagoides farinae (American house dust mite), 844 nucleotides long. RefSeq names its product pseudouridine-5'-phosphatase. NCBI's taxonomy places the organism in Eukaryota, Metazoa, Arthropoda, Arachnida, Sarcoptiformes, Pyroglyphidae. The record is from RefSeq and is a predicted model, not a curated record. Gene Ontology annotation, molecular function: phosphatase activity.